UAUUGAUAGAGGGCAUAGAAAAAUAUUAUUUUGAAUAAAAGAGAAGUAUUAAAAGUAAUGUUUAAUGCUAUAUCUAAGAAUACAUAUACAAUUUAUGUUCGAAGAUAAUUUAAAGGAAUAUUCUAUAAUUUAAGUAUUUAAGACUAUUAUGUCAGUGCAAAUAUAUGCUAAGGCAUUACAAUUUAUUUACAAAGAAUGCUACUGUUUAAACUACAUAUGUUACUUUAAAAUGAAAAUAAUAAAAAAUGUGUUAAAAAAAUAAAUGUAUUCAUAAGAGGAAUUUCCAAAUUAAAUAAAGAUCAGAUCAUAUAAAUAUGCAGAAUUCAAAGCUUAAUAGAGAUCAUGAUUAUGGAGAAUUAAUAUUAGAAAAUCAUAAAUAUACGACGAAUAUCAACAGUCAAAAAGGUAUGCUUGAAAAUAAUUUAUCGAAAACUGCUUUGAAGCCUAUGAGAAUUGCUUCAACAAUAAAUAAAGAUACAUUAGGUGGACAAGUUAAAGAUAUAAAUGAAUUAAAAAAGAUAACACCUCGUGUAAAGCUUUUGGCUCACGAUGUAAAUAGUUUGAAGGAAUUAACAAAAAUUUCAUUGCAAAAUAAAUCACUGAAACAAGAAAAAAUAUCAAUGUUUGAACAUACAAAGCAGGAAUUGAAAAAGUAUUGUCGAACUUGCGCUGGUUUGAAGCUUCCAUUAGUUGAUAUUUUCAGUGAAAAAGGUAUUCAAAUGAGGCUAAGCCAACAGAUACAACAUUUAGAAGAAAUAAAUCCACAUGACAGUUUAUCUACUCAAAUGUGUAUGGAUUGCAUUUGUGAUUUGAAAAUGAGUUACAAAUUUUUUAUGCAAAUUAAAAAAGCUGAAGUUAAGCUAAAAUCAAUUCAUGUUACAUUAACUGAUACAGUUGCACGUAAUAUAGAAGCAGAAAAAUUGCAAUCUUUAGCUAACAAUCAAAUUAAUCAAAAGCAAAUAGAAGAGACUUAUGAUUGUACUAUGGUUCCUGCACCAAUAGGCAUUGAUAACGAUGAAAAUGUUCCAAAAAUAUCUGCAAUUUAUUCCUUAAAGGAUAUUUUAAACUCAAUAUCUUCAGAAAGUAAAGAAAAAGAGAAUCCUGAUGUAACAUUCAAAACUGAGUCUGACAUUUUUGAAGAUGUUACAGGUGAACAUCAUAGCGAUGAUAACGAAUCGAUAGAAGAAUUUGAUCCAGAUGAUCCGCCAUUUCAACCCGAUAGUUCUGACGCCGCAGAAUCCGAUGAUGAAAUUGAAAGUAGCCACGUAGAUAGAAGACGAAAUGCACAUAAGAAGGAAAAUGUUGAUAAGGCAAAUAAUCAAUCUUUCGUGUUCCAUGAUUCAUCGCGUAAUAAUUUGAUACAGAAUCAGGAUGAUGCUAAUCAAGAUUCCAAUCAAACCGUAUAUAAAUAUGACAUGGCAUUAAAGGCUUAUGUCAAAGUAGAGACUGCGCAGGACAAUAUAUUAAGUUCCAAAUUACAAAUUGGCCCAAAGAUAGAAAUUAAAGAUAAUGAAUUUGGGAAAGACACUCCAAAGCAACCGAAUAUAUUGAAGCGCAGGCUUUUACAGCAAACAAAAAAGGAAGGCUUAGGAAAUAAUGAAGAGCUAAAAUGUACCUCGACUAAUGUAUCUGAUACUAAUGAAAGUCCGAAAGAUCCGAAAAUUCAAAAAUUAGAUAUACAAAACCCAUUAAACAUUAAUGAUCCCCAAGAAGACGGAAUUAUGUAUGUUACUGUGAAAGGUUCUAAACCAAACGAAAUAUUAUUAGUAAAAGUUAAAAAGAUGGAUAAACCAUUUGAAAAGAAAGAUGAUAAAAAUUCAAGUAAAGUAAAAGGUUUUGAUUUUAAACCGGUUGGCAAAAUUUUAAAGAGAUACGAAACUUUAACAACAAAGGAAAAGAAUUUAUUUACAGAACGUACAAAAAAAUUGGAUAAGAGAGAACAGAUUAUAGAAGAACAAAUAGAAGAAUAUAAGAAAAAGCGUGAAAAGGUUUUAGGCAGCCAGUCAAGUUUAACAAUGAAAAAUGAAGAAACGCCAAAUCGAUUUAUUAAACGGGUCGAAAGUUCUGAUGAUCAAAAGCCAGUUAUAUAUGAAGAAAGUAAUUCAAAUUUAAAAGCAGAAUCCGACGUAGACAGUAGUACGAUGAACAGUACUAUUCUCAAAGAUGAAAAUAAUAUUUCAGAUGUUUCAGAUUCUCUGCAAGAUAAGUCAGUCCAAGAAAAAGCAUAUGUGAACACAAAGGAGUAUUUAUCACGUUUAGCAAAACUUAAAUUAAAAUGGGAAGAAGCAAAGAAAAAGAAAGAAUAUUUACAGAAGGAACUUGAUCAGUCUUAUACAGAAGGAAAUAUGGAGAAAUUAUCACGCAUUUUAGGAGAGAAAGAAAAAAAUUUGCUAGAGUUUCAAGAUUAUUUAAAGCAAAGAAAAAUUGUUAUCACCAGAUUAAAAGAUGAAGACAUCAUUUCGCUUUAUGAAGAUAGAAAUAACACAUCUCUCCAAAAAAGUUUACCAGACCUGAUCGAUGAAACAACACCAGCAGAUUAUAUACCAGAGGAACAUUAUUUAGAGUGUGAUUAUUGUCCGGAAACGUUCGCUUCAAAAGAAGUUCUCGAAGAUCAUUUGAAAACGCAUGAUUUCAAAAUUAUGCAUUACUGUGAAGACUGUAUGGAAGAAUUUCCUACAAACAAAGCAAAAAGAAAUCAUAAUGUGGUAUGUUUUAAAAAAUUAUUAUGUAAAUACUGUGAUGUAAUGUUAGAUUCGAAAGGCAAAAAGAGGCAGCACGAGCAAAAACAUUGUGAUAAUAUGUUUGGCCAGUUAUGUGAUAUUUGUGGUGAAAAAUUCAAACAUCAAGGGACAUUGGAUCAACAUGUUAAAACGCAACAUAUGAGCUGGGAAAAAAUUUAUCAAUGUCCAAAGUGUCCAAAAAAGUUUGCUUUCAAACAGAAAUUGAGCUUUCAUUUAAAAUCUGUACACACAACAUUGAGAGCUUAUUUAUGUGAAGAUUGUGGGGCAGACUUUAAAAACCCCGCCAGUCUUAGACAUCAUCGAAUUCGUAAACAUCAACCUGUAGGGAACAAAAGGGAGUGCCCGGUUUGUCAUAAAUUAGUACCAUUUUAUAGCCUUUCAAAGCAUAUGUAUACUCACAAAGCUUACACUAUACAAUGUCCGCAUUGUGAUAAAAUGUUUAAAAAUAGUUCAACGUUGAAACAACAUGUUAGAAUACAUGAAGAUCAACGACAAUAUCGUUGCGAUACUUGCGGCGUUGGAUUUAAUAGGAGGGAUGGAUUAAGGCUCCAUAUGAGAGUUCAUGAAAAAACCGAUAGUAGAGGAUUGAAGGAAUGCUCCUGUCAAGUGUGCGGCGAGAAAUUUCCAAAUCAUUCUACACUUGUUAUACAUAGAAAUCGCGUACACAAAGAUGGAAGGCAAUAUACAUGCCAUAUAUGUAAUAGAUCUAUGAUUUCAACAAGAUCAUUAGAAUGGCAUAUGUCUCAUAUACAUAACGAAUCACUUCCUGGCAUUGUGAAAGAGGCUGUAGAUGGAUUACCAGAAAAGAGAAGAGUUGCUUGUUAUCAUUGCAAUAAAACUUUCAAAACGGAAAUGAUUUUGAGAACACAUAUUAAAAAUACUCAUAUGGAGAAAGAUCCUAUGAAGUGUUUGGAUUGUGAUAUGACGUUUACUUCUGAGGUUAGAUUGAGGCAUCAUAUGAUGGUAACUCAUAAUAGGCUGGAAGGCACAUUGCCGUGUCCUCAUUGUCCAAAACGAUUUGUAAAUCAACUUAGAUUAAAGACUCAUAUGAUAUCUCAUUCUGAGGAAAGGCCGUAUACGUGCGAAAUAUGUGGUUUUAACUUAAAGACAAAGAUACAACUCAUCAAGCAUCAUCAAAAUAGACAUAGCGACGAAAGACCUUUACAGUGUAGAUACUGUCCUUGGAGGUGUAAACAAGUAAGCGCGCUUGUUUGUCAUGAAAGAACUCAUACAAACGAACGACCAUAUUCGUGUAGUGUUUGUAGACAACGUUUUAAGUAUUUGGGUGAUAAGAACAAACAUGAAAGACGUCACGAAAGUUUAGGAGGAUCUGGAUUUAAAAGAAUAGUACCUGGCAGAAAUAUUAAGCACUCGAAGGUUCAAGAAGAAACCUCUUGUUCUGAACAAGAACAGGAAGAACUGACGCGUGUAAAUGCACAGCUUACGGAAGGUCAAUACGAAGAACAAUCAAGUCAACCAUUUGAAGAAAAAUUUGUGAAAGAACAAAUUGUCAAAUUUGAAGAACCAGAAAUUACAGAAGAAUACGAGCAGGUCUAUGAACAGGAUUAUGAAGAGACAUCGAGGGAAGCUUCCGAAGCUGCAGAAGUUAUCAUGAACAUGGAGGAUACCACUGUGUAUACAGAAGAAGUAACCGCAGACAACAUAGAAUCUGCAGAAAUAAUGGCAGAUGAAAUGAUGACAAAUGAAAUUUUACAGAGUGGAACUGUAGUACAUUUACAACAACAAGAUGAUUCUGGAAAAAUUCAAGUUAUUCCUGUAAUGUUAUCUUUACCUGACUUAUCUGAUACGAACGCAGAAGUCAAUUUAGCAACGGCAUCUAUAAUGUAUAACAAUUAAAAGGAAUGAUUUGACUAUUUAUGAUUAUGAUAAAAUCGUAUUUGUAAAGAAACAUUUUGUGGUUCUAGGUAAAAUUGUAUUGUGCUUUCUCUCUAAAGGAAAGUCACAUUCCUGUAAAAUAAAUUCAGGAUAUUUUCUAUAUUAAAGUAAUUAUACGAAUAAUGACUACAUAUAAAGUGUGAUAUUUGCGUACUCUGUAACAUAAAAAACGGUUUUUCACUGCUAAAGUAGCAGUUUUGUAAGGUUAUACAUAUAAAUAUAUGUUAACAAUGUAAAAUACGAUGAAA
Vespa crabro (European hornet) is the source of this 4885-nucleotide messenger RNA. RefSeq lists its product as uncharacterized. Gene Ontology annotation, cellular component: nucleus. Bases 315 to 4598 code for a protein of 1427 amino acids. Lineage: Eukaryota; Metazoa; Arthropoda; Insecta; Hymenoptera; Vespidae. Gene Ontology annotation, molecular function: zinc ion binding. The transcript is spliced from 3 exons. The record is from RefSeq and is a predicted model, not a curated record.